CUUGUUGCUGACGGACACUUUCAGCCGCUGCACCCGGAAGUGUACAUGUGCGACAUUGAAGAGCAGUGAUGUACAGGAGAGCUUUUAUUUCUCUUAUUCAGAGCAGAACGGCUCUAAAUCACACACACAAACCUGCACGCUGCACAGACACAGGGCGCGCUUCCGCACUGAGGGCUCCCUAUCUAGUGAACCACAGGGUGUUUGGAACGAGUGCAGCACGUCUGUGUGACCCGAAGAAAGAUGGAGAGACGACUGAACUGCGGCCGGAGUCUAGGACAAGGGAUGGUGUCGAGAAAAAGUGCGAGGUGAACAGUGAUGAGUCCUUCAUGGAGGCAGCGUGUGAAGAAGCAGCAGAUGAAAGCGACACCAGGUCUGUGGUCAGAAGUCAGAACUCAGAGACAGAGCAGAAGUUGGAGGACAAGACCGGAAAACAGGGUCUCCUGGAGCUGCUUGGGGCCAUGAAGGUGGACACGACGACCAAAACCAAGCUGAAAUCCCUCAAGAAGGUGACCAGUGGAAAGGAAAGUGCACCCAAGCCGAAGAGAGUGAUGAUGGAGAGCACGAGCAGCAUGUUUCAGCAAGCUACAUCACCACCACAGAGUGAGUCACUGAGUCCUGAGCUGGUUGCUGCUGUCUCUGCUGCUGCAUCCACGUUUCCCGACCGCUCUCGAGCUGAAUCAGAGCUCCUGAAGCAGCUGCGCAAACACGAAGCCGUGUGUGAGGAGAAGAGCCGAGAGGAGGCUCAGAACAUUGGGAACAUCAUCUCUGAGAUGAAAGUGGGGAAGAAGCCAGUUGGCAGAUUGAACAGCUGGCCAGCCAAUCAGAUUCGGUUUGAUGAUGAUGGGCGGGGCUACACACAUGACCGUGGCAUCACAGGAGAGCUGGCAGAAAUUCGCAGGAGGAAUUCAGCUUUUACUGCAAAGAGGCUGAAUAUCUUCAGUGCUGCGGAUCAGGACACACAGAGUGAACUGACUCAAGGCCCCUCCCUCUGGGACGCUGAUUUAGCCAACCAAAUCGCCCGGGCGGUGAAUCAGAGACCUCGUAAUGGGUUUGAGGAGAUGAUCCAGUGGACACAGGAGGGAAGACUGUGGCAGUUUCCCAUCAACAACGAAGCAGGAAUGGAGGAGGAAAUGAAGGUGCCAUUUUAUGAGCACGUUUUCCUGCAGCGCCACCUGGAGGACGGCUUUCCUCAGCACGGCCCCGUCAGACACUUUAUGGAACUGGUGAUCACUGGACUUUCCAAGAACCACCAUCUCACCGUCAGUCAGAAACAGGAGCACAUCGCCUGGUUCCGAGACUACUUCCUGAAUAAACAGGAAGUCCUCAGCGAGGCCGAGGCGUGACCCACCCAGACUGGGACUAAAACCAGUCAGAGACAUUUACAGCCUCCAGCUGUGAUCACAUCUCCAUGUGCAGCAUCAUCAUGCUAAUCUGGAGUCUUCUGUUCCUCUGUUAACCUCAGAGCUUCUGCAUGAAUCCACAGCAGGACACAUGGAGAUGGUGGACAGUUUGUGCACCUGAACAGUCCCUUUAAUGUGUGCGUGUGAGAGAAUCACUGAAGGUGUUUAAUACGAGCUCUAACACACACUCAGGUCGUUUUAAACUCAUGGAUAAAGGGAAGGUUGUAAUUGUGGUGUUUAAUGAUGGAGCUGCUUCACCCACACGGACUCCACAUCCUGCUGUACUUUAUAAACAUUAAAGGCUUCAUAUGACAA
This is a messenger RNA of Tachysurus fulvidraco (yellow catfish), 1715 nucleotides long. It is a transcript of the gene mrps31, whose product is annotated as mitochondrial ribosomal protein S31. Lineage: Eukaryota; Metazoa; Chordata; Actinopteri; Siluriformes; Bagridae. Gene Ontology annotation, cellular component: mitochondrial small ribosomal subunit. Gene Ontology annotation, molecular function: structural constituent of ribosome. The transcript is spliced from 7 exons. The record is from RefSeq and is a predicted model, not a curated record. The coding region runs from base 69 to 1343 and encodes 424 amino acids.